Aureobasidium melanogenum CBS 110374 is the source of this 2733-nucleotide messenger RNA. Its product is annotated as P-loop containing nucleoside triphosphate hydrolase protein. The record is from RefSeq and is a predicted model, not a curated record. NCBI's taxonomy places the organism in Eukaryota, Fungi, Ascomycota, Dothideomycetes, Dothideales, Saccotheciaceae. The transcript has 4 exons. Gene Ontology annotation, biological process: regulatory ncRNA-mediated heterochromatin formation. The annotation marks the transcript as partial. Gene Ontology annotation, molecular function: helicase activity. Gene Ontology annotation, cellular component: nuclear RNA-directed RNA polymerase complex.
CAGCAAUUAGCACAUGAAGCUGUCAUUAACAGCUACUAUCGUGAUGCUGCUCCUCUUACGACCGAUGACGAGUGGGUCUUCUGCGCUGAAGUUCCUGACAUGCACGAGAUGAGCCGUCCUCUUGUCAGCGACGAUCCAUGCGUGCCUGAGAACCAGAUUGAGGGCAACUGGUCAUGCAAAAACGAGCACCUGUCUGCGCAUUACCAUUUUCUGCGCGAGGAGUCGACUUUCGCUCUUCGCCGUGCCAUAGAGCUUGUCCGUAACCAACCUCACUCAUCAGAACUGGAACACAGAGAGACCUCGCCUGGUAUUGGAAUCUAUGAAAAGGCGUUCGCAACUGGCGUCAUCUUAUCCUAUCGCGGCCUGAGCGUUCGAAUGUGUUUCUCGACAUUCCGUGCUGGUGUCAAGAUCGACUGGCAGACUUCAAAGCGCCUGAAGGCUGGCUCAUUACUUGCUAUUUCACCUACUUCGGACAAGUUCCAGAAGCACAUAAUCAUCGCUACCGUCGGUGCCAGACCUAUGGACUUACUCAACGAGAGUCCCCCUAAAAUUGAUGUUUUCUUUCCCCACGCCGAGGACAUCAUUCUUGAUCCAGCUGAAGAAUAUGUCAUUCUCGAGGAAACGUCGUCCUUCUUCGAGGCCCAACGUCACAAUAUGCUCGCUUUACAGCGCAUGACCAAGGAGAGCACCCCCCUUCAGGAGUAUGUCGUCUCCCCAAUUGCUACCAAACACAUUGUCCGCGUUCCUGAGUAUGUUGAGAAGGACCCCAUUAUGGACCUUAGCUCUGCAACGGACAAUGUCUCUGACUUUCAAUACGAUGUUGUCAACCGGCCCGUGCCCAAGGAUGCUGCCAAGCUUGAUGAAUCGCAGAUGGAUGCACUCCACCAGAUUCUGACGAGGGAGCUUGCCCUCAUUCAGGGUCCUCCUGGUACAGGCAAAACUCACGUGUCGGUCAUGGCACUUCGUAUCAUGCUGCUCAAGAUGGAAGAACAGAGAAGGAACGCAAAGACAGGCGAGGUUGUUCCUCCUCUGAUUGUGACCUGCCAGACCAAUCAUGCCCUCGAUCAAUUGCUUCGUCACAUCGCCGCAUUCGAGGACUCUUUCAUUCGUCUUGGUGGUCGCUCAGCUGAUACUGGAAUUGUCAAACAACACACACUCUUCGAGAUCAUGGAGAAACUCAAGGAAAGCAACCCACGCGCCCUCAGGGAGCCGGCUGGACUUCGAUCGGCCAGAGCUAACAUGAAAAAGAUAGAGAAUGACUGGAAGCGAGUGAUGGCGCCCUUCGAUAGCAGCAGUCAGGCGUGCAGACCUAUGGAUGAAGACAUGUUCGAAGGCCGUCUUUCUGCUCAGCACAUUGAUUCUCUCAAGAACUCCAAGUGGCAGACAAGUGACGACUCUCCUGGAGUUCCUGCCAUCAUCAAAUGGCUCGGUCCUGAGGCAUCGCUGACAGCCAGCACCGACAACUGGCCUGCGGAACAAGAGUUCGGCUUUGAGGCAUAUGAAGAAGAGGAGGAAGAAGUCGACGAGGCUACCGCAGAGAAGGCUAAGCAAGACGAUGAGAUUGAGAAGCUUCGCGGAUCGUUCAUCCCUCUCCUUGAUUGCAGUGUUCUCAAAGCCACUUCCAUCAAGCACCUCUCAGAGAAGGAUGUCAAGAAGAUCCUGGCAAGCAGCAAGUUCUCCGACCUCAACAAGGUACCACCUCAGUACCGUCUCGGCCUUUACGAGUUCUUUGUCAAAGAAGCCAAGCAGAAGAUCAUUAAGGCUGCUAGAGAUUUGGCCUUCAGAUGGGCCAAGGAAGUGAGAGACUGGACGCGCGGCCAGUUCGUCAAAAAGCUCCAAGUUCUUGCCGAUACCAAGGUCAUCGGCUGUACCAGUACUGGCUUUGCCAAAUACCGUCCCAUGAUCUACGCCCUCAAACCUCGCAUCGUCAUAGUAGAAGAAGCUGGUGAAUGUCUCGAAGCCAACAUGAUGAGCAUGUUCCUGCCAUCUCUCCAACAUCUUAUUCUUGUUGGAGACCAUCAACAACUUCGUCCCCGCGCUCAAAAGGCCACCCACAACUUCAAACACUACGACAUCUCUUUGUUUGAACGUCUGGCAAGCAACACCGUUGAUUACAAAAUGCUUACUAUACAGAGACGCAUGCCACCUGAAGUCAGACGUCUCCUAUGGCCUAUCUACGGAAACAAGAUCAAGGACCAUGAAUGUACUCUCGAUCGUCCUCCUGUUCCUAGCCUUGGAGACUGCAAGACCUACUUCUGGCAUCACGAAUACCACGAGGCUCACGACAAGUUCAAGUCUGCUUACAACGAACAGGAGGCUAAGCUGGUGUUAGACUUCGUCAAUGGCCUUAUCAGCGCAGGCGUCGAGUCGCACAAAAUCACCAUUCUAACCUUCUACAAUGGCCAGCGUCGUCUCCUUACCCGCGAGCUGAAGAAGGUGACUGGCGCAGUCACAGAGAAGCGUAUCAAGGUUGUCACGGUUGACUCUUAUCAAGGCGAGGAAAACGACAUCAUCAUCUUGUCCCUUGUCCGCAACAACUUCAUCAAAGAGGUUGGCUUCCUGAAAGUCGCCAAUCGUGUCUGUGUUGCUCUGUCGCGUGCCAGACAAGGAUUUAUCAUGUUUGGCAAUGUCAAGCUGAUGAAGGAAGCUGGUGGUGAAGAGUGGAAGCAGGUCGUCUCUAUUCUGAGAGGUGAAGGUCCUGUCGAAACUUAUAUGGCUGGUGGCUCCAGAAUC